CUGUAAAGACGCCGGCGGACUUUCUGAAAUCCAUCCGGGGACGCCCCGUCGUCGUCAAGCUCAACUCCGGCGUCGACUACAGAGGUAUUCUAGCUUGUUUGGAUGGCUAUAUGAAUAUUGCAAUGGAACAAACAGAAGAAUAUGUCAACGGUCAACUUAAGAACAAAUAUGGGGAUGCUUUUAUCAGAGGAAAUAAUGUUCUCUAUAUCAGCACCUCAAAAAGGACUCUUGCAGAAGGGGCAUGAUGGUGCUGCCCUGAAAUCUAGAUUUGUGCAUUGUAGACCCAAUCAAAAGCACGUCUGUAGCUUUAUGUGAUUUGAUAGAUGAGAGGGGCACGUGUGCUUUUUAACAUUAUGUUUAUGUUGGUCUUUAGAGCUUAAUCUCGAUGUAGUAGCAACACUUUAGGCUGCAAAUACUGUCCUGCUUCUCUACUUGAAAGCAUUAUUGUAUGCAAGACUUACAUAUCCUGCUGCUUUUGGGCUUUUAGGAAUAUUGAAGCAUGAAAAUCUUUGUUAGUUUUGAUCAGACCGCUACCCUAUUUUUUUAGCAAUGUCACCCUUUUUUUUUUUCCUA
Molecule: messenger RNA, 573 nt
Organism: Elaeis guineensis (African oil palm)
Lineage: Eukaryota; Viridiplantae; Streptophyta; Magnoliopsida; Arecales; Arecaceae
Product: sm-like protein LSM36B
Biological process (GO): mRNA splicing, via spliceosome; maturation of SSU-rRNA
Cellular component (GO): U6 snRNP; P-body; nucleolus
Molecular function (GO): RNA binding
Source: RefSeq, a predicted model, not a curated record